Molecule: messenger RNA, 1791 nt
Organism: Penicillium antarcticum
Lineage: Eukaryota; Fungi; Ascomycota; Eurotiomycetes; Eurotiales; Aspergillaceae
Product: Zn(II)2Cys6 transcription factor domain-containing protein
Exons: 2
Coding region: 1-1791 (596 amino acids)
Biological process (GO): regulation of DNA-templated transcription
Molecular function (GO): zinc ion binding; DNA-binding transcription factor activity, RNA polymerase II-specific
Source: RefSeq, a predicted model, not a curated record
AUGCACACAGAAACCCCACUCAAUCGUAAAAGAAAGGUCAAAACAGGCUGCAGGACCUGCAAAAUACGCCGCGUGAAAUGCGAUGAAGGCCGACCGGCUUGCCGACGCUGUGUAUCAACCAGCCGAGUCUGCGAUGGCUACGGCAUCUGGGGAGGUGGCGGUACUCCCUAUGCGCAGCCACAGAGCAACCGGGCUCUAUCAGUCUAUUGCACGCCCGUGCCGGUUGGCAGUCUCAGCCACGAAGAGAACGUCUGCUUUGACUGGCUGAUCCAACGAACUGCGAAGAAAUUCGCUGGUCUUUUUCCCUCGGACUUUUGGGAGACAUUGAUUUUCCAAGCUAGCGCGCAGGAACCGGCUGUGCGUCAUGCUGUCAUUGCCUUGUCGUCUGCUCACCGGUUUGACCGGUAUAGGCAGGAGACGCUUGUUGCGAACAGGCUCAAUGAAGAGCGGUUUACGCUUCAGCAGUAUAACAAGGCGAUCCAGCACCUGCGCAGUAACAAGGCUGAUAGCAGUCAUUCGCUCCGCGUGGCGCUGAUUACUUGCAUGCUUUUCGUCACGCUGGAAUAUCUACGUGGGCAGUACCAGAUAGGAAGUGCACAUCUUCGAUAUGGCAUGAAGCUGCUUUCCGAUGUCUCUAUAUCGAGUCCAAGAUCUACCAUGGCACCAACUAUUCUCUGUACAGAGGGAGAUUUCGCCUACAACGCCUUGGUCGACGCCUACUCCCGACUAGGCAUUCAAUCAGCCAUGUUCGGUCAUGUCCCUUCUCACAUGUGUAUCGUAACGCAAGAUCCACAGACAACAAAAAUCCCCUAUAUAUUCACCUCGCUCUUUGAAGCAAGACGCACCUUGGACGAUCUCUUAAACAGAGUCCACUGCCUCAAAAGAUACCAUCACGACAACCACACACCAGACUCGCCAACAGAAAACACAGAAAUAGUCGAAACACAAACCAAAAUCAUCACCGACCUAAUUCUCUGGCGCAAAGCAUACACAUCAGCCCUAUCCCGGCUAGACAACACCAAAACAAACGGCAAAGACAAAACCGGCUACCUCCUCCUCAGAGUAUACCACGAAAUGGCAACAAUAAUGGCCUCAGUAUGUCUAACGCCAGAAAACCAGAACAAAGAAAUGAUCUACGACUCCUACACCGAAAACUUCACAAUAAUACUGUCCUGCUUCCUAGACAUCUGGAAAGCAUGGACAUCAAUCACCUUCCGAGAACAACAUCUCUCAUCUCUAGUCGCGCAUUCAGACGAGCUAAAGGCUCUCUUCAAAGACUUCACCUCGAUGUCCGAUAUGGUCUCCAUACUCGAAACAUCCCUGCUUGAAAUCCUCGAAAACACAAAUAAUUUUGCUCACCUCCUCCAAACGCCUGACGGUGGCGGGUUGGGGUUCACCGUUGAAAUGGGCUACAUUCCACCUCUAUACUACACAGCAUUGAAAUGUCGCGUGCCACGAAUUAGACGGCAGGCUGUGCGGACACUGCGCGCAGCACCGCAUCGAGAGGGAAUUUGGAAUGGGCCGCUUUUGGCGGAUGUUCUUGAAGAGGUUAUUGCUGCUGAAGAGGGGAAUUUGUUUGCUGAUGAUGUGAGGGUUACUGGUUCUGGUGAGGGAUUUCUUCCCAGGCCGGGUGAUUUGUGUUUGCCGAAAGUGCCAGCUGGAACGAGGGUUUCUGAUGUUAGGGUUAUUUUGCCUGAUGAUGUUUCUGGGGAGACUUUUGUUAAUUAUCGGCGGAGGGGGGUUGAUGGAGAGUGGGUUUGUUGUAAGGGGAAGGUUGGUGGGAGUAUGUAG